Molecule: messenger RNA, 1037 nt
Organism: Chenopodium quinoa (quinoa)
Lineage: Eukaryota; Viridiplantae; Streptophyta; Magnoliopsida; Caryophyllales; Amaranthaceae
Product: protein ENHANCED PSEUDOMONAS SUSCEPTIBILTY 1-like
Exons: 2
Coding region: 180-878 (232 amino acids)
Source: RefSeq, a predicted model, not a curated record
UGCGCUGAAAUGCACUCGUUACAAUUAAUAAGAAAUGGAGGUGUAAAAAUUAGCUGGCAAAGUAAUUAGUUUAAUUUACCAUUGCGUUAUUUCCCAAAAUUCUUCUCACUAUAAAAAGUUGAACCAAGCCAUACAACUUUUGCCACCACAAUUUCCGAAUUAUUGGCCGAAACAUUAAAAUGUCUCCGGUUAAGCUUAUUAAAGAAUGCUUUGUCCGACCGAAAUCCGACGUCGACGACUCUGAAAGAUACCAUUACCUAAGUCCUUUAGCCUUCAAUUUGCUAUCAGUACGUAACACACAAUAUGGUCUCUUAUUUAGUACCUCAUCUUACAAAUCUAAAAAUUUCUUUGACAACCUUAAACUCUCUCUCUCUCAUGCUCUUGUUCACUUUUAUCCUUUAGCUGGUCGUCUUGUUACCAAAACCUACGACGAACAGCAUAGUUGCUUUAUCUUCGUUGAUUGCAAAUCCGGCCUCGGAGCUAGGCUCAUCCAUGCUUCCUCAGUAGACGUCAGUGUUGAUAACAUGGUUAAUACUAGCACAUAUUGUGUCCCACUAGUGAUCCAGUCAUUUUUUGAUCUUGGCGAGAGACAAGCCAAUCACGACGGCCAAACAAGGGCGUUGUUUAUCGGAUGUUGCAUUAACCAUUGUGUAGUUGACGGUACAUCUUUCUCUCAUUUUCUUAACAUGUUAUCUACUACCUCCGUUUUUUUUUUAUGUGCAACUUUUGCCAUUUUAGUCCGUUCACUAUUAUGUGCAACUUUCUUUUUUCAUUUUAUUUUGGGUAAACAAAAACCCUUUAAAUUACUAUAUUACCCUUCAUUAAAAAUUAUAACCUUCUUACUUUUACCCCUCAUUACCCAUAAUCCUCACUUAUAAUUAAACCCCCUAAAUUAGACUAACCUAAUUACUCCCUCCAUUUACUCCUCCCAACGGACACAAUUACCUUAUCUUCCCAACCACCUUUAUUAAACUGAUCUAGAGAGUUCUUUAGAACCCUAGAUCAGUUUCUUCGUCUUCGUUGUGUUCUUGGUCUUC